Molecule: messenger RNA, 933 nt
Organism: Ipomoea nil (Japanese morning glory)
Lineage: Eukaryota; Viridiplantae; Streptophyta; Magnoliopsida; Solanales; Convolvulaceae
Exons: 1
Coding region: 1-933 (310 amino acids)
Biological process (GO): tetrapyrrole biosynthetic process
Molecular function (GO): uroporphyrinogen-III synthase activity
Source: RefSeq, a predicted model, not a curated record
AUGAUAAUCCUGAAUCUGCAACACCCUCCUCCCCUAAUUUCUUGGGGAACUCCAAACUCUCCACAGAGCAAAAACAGAGUCAUAGCUUUCACCACUCCUCAGAAUUACGCCGCAAGGCUAUCGGAUCUCAUCCACCUCAAAGGCUGGACUCCUCUCUGGUGCCCCACCGUCAUUGUUCAGACCACCCCGCAAACCAUUUCCUCUAUCCACUCCCAUAUUUCCCCAAACCCUAACCCCCUCCUCGAACACUUUUCCGCCAUUGCCUUCACUUCAAGAACAGGAAUUUCUGCCUUUUCAGAAGCGCUUUCGAGCAUAGGGACGUACCCUUUGUCCCCAACCGGAGAAAUCUUGGUAAUUUCAGCUCUGGGUAAGGAUCUGGAGCUUCUCGAUGACUCUUUCAUUUCAAGAAUCUGCGAAAACCCGGAGAGAAUCAGGGUCGUGGAGCCUCGGAUUGCGACCCCGACGGGUCUAGUGGAGGCGCUGGGCGACGGGGAAGGGAGAAAGAAAGUUCUUUGCCCCGUCCCGUCGGUUAUCGGCCUGGAGGAGCCGCCGGUGGUGCCGGCGUUCCUCCGGGACUUGGCGAAGAAAGGGUGGGUUCCGGUGAGAGUUAACGCGUACGAGACGCGGUGGGGAGGGCCGGCGUGCGCGGCGGAGGUGGUGAGGAGGAGCGGAGAGGAGUGUGGGAUUGAUGCGAUGGUGUUCUCGAGCACCGGAGAAGUGGAGGGGCUGCUGAAGAGCUUGAGAGAGUACGGGUUGGAUUGGGAGACGGUGAGGAGGAUGUGCCCGGGGCUAGUGGUGGCCGCCCACGGUCCGGUGACGGCUUCCGGCGCCGAGAGGCUUGGAGUUGGGAUUGAUGUGGUGAGUUCCAGGUUUGAUAGCUUUGAUGGUGUUGUUCAUGCUCUUGCUCAUCAAUGGGAAUGCUUAGAUUCUUGA